Molecule: messenger RNA, 1669 nt
Organism: Ipomoea nil (Japanese morning glory)
Lineage: Eukaryota; Viridiplantae; Streptophyta; Magnoliopsida; Solanales; Convolvulaceae
Product: heat shock factor protein HSF24
Exons: 2
Coding region: 515-1411 (298 amino acids)
Biological process (GO): regulation of transcription by RNA polymerase II
Cellular component (GO): nucleus
Molecular function (GO): DNA-binding transcription factor activity; RNA polymerase II cis-regulatory region sequence-specific DNA binding
Source: RefSeq, a predicted model, not a curated record
CAAAAAAAGCAGGUGGAGUUUCUCAACAUUUCUAGAAGCGCCAUGACCACACUUCGUCUCUCUCAUCACUGUUGCCAUCUUCCCCUUUUCUUCUUCUCCCCCCAAAAUUAAUGAUUUUUUAGAUUUCUUUGACCUUUCUAUUCUGCUUUGGAAAGUGGUAGUUGCAGUAUAUAUACUGUCCGCUUUUUGGCGUUCAAGAAGGGAAGAGAUUAAUUGCACACAGAAGACGAAGAGGAAGAAGAAGAAUAGUUAUGGUCGUAGCUGGAAAUGGAAGAAACUAAGAUCAUCGUCCCCGAUAAGAACAACGUUUUACGCUCUCGCGUUUUCCUCUACGGAUUCUACUGCUGGGAUUGGGAAUUCCUCACCGCUCUCCUCCUCUUUAGUUGUUCCAUCUAAACGUCCCCCCAAUCUCGCUUUUUUAUUUUUCUUGUGUUCUUAGUUUAGCGCUUUUAGAUUUUUUUGGUGUUUUUUCGAGUUGCUCUUUUGGUGAUUAGAGUUGUCGGAGGAGGAGAGGAUGUCGCAGAGGACCGUUCCGGCGCCGUUUCUGAUGAAGACGUACCAGCUGGUGGACGAUCCGGCCACCAACGACGUGAUAUCGUGGAGCGACGGCGGCUCCACCUUCGUCGUUUGGAAAACCGCCGAAUUCGCUAAGGAUUUGCUGCCCAGUUAUUUCAAGCACAAUAAUUUCUCCAGCUUUGUUCGCCAGCUCAACACCUAUGGAUUCCGAAAGAUUGUACCAGACAAAUGGGAAUUCGCGAAUGAGAAUUUCAAGAGAGGGGAGAAAGAGCUACUCAGCAGCAUCCAGCGUCGGAAGACUGUGACUUCAGGUGGUGCCAGCAAAAAGCCCGAAGUAGCUGACAAUUCAGCAUUGCCAGAGAGCUCUGGGGAAGAACCAGGCUCGAGUUCCACCUCGUCUCCCGACUCCAAGAACCCCGGGUCGGUGGACACUCCAGGGAAGUCGCAGUUCCCGGACUUGACAGACGAAAACGAGAAGCUGAAGAGAGACAACCAGAUGCUGAGCUCAGAGUUGGCACAGACCAAGAAGCAGUGCGAGGAGCUGGUGACCUUCCUGACUCAGUACGUGAAGGUUGUGCCCGAACAGAUCAACCGCAUCAUGAGCCAAGGAAUCUCCGGGUCCAGCCACGACGAUUCCAUUAACAAGGUUGACAAUUCUGCAGAUCUGAAUUCAAGCCAGAACAAAGAUGAUGAUGAUGAUGAUGACGAAAAUGGAGAGACUUUGAAGUUAUUCGGUGUGUUGUUGAAAGAGAAGAAGAGAAAGAGGGAUCACGACGACAACACUGAUUUCUCUGCUGCAAGUACCAAGGAGAUGAAGCCAUCUAUUGACUGCAAGAACGCACCAUGGAUGAAAAUCUCUCCGGUGCCUGGGAAGAGCGGCAAAGUCUGUAACUAACGGGCUGAUGCUUGUUCGCCAUUUCUGUCAAGUUCAGCUAAAUUCCAGUGUCUGUGAGGGUCAUAGAAUGAUAGGGUGACCAAUAUCCAACAUUUUUAUGUAAAACUAAAUACAUAGGUUAUAAGGUUGGCUUGUGAAAAUAAAAACUAAGAAUAAUGUUUUUCCUUGUGUCUUUGCUGUUUAUUAAGACCAAAUGGUAUGUCUUAACAAAUGAACAUUGAAUUAUAGUGUCUAAGAGAUAUGUUGUUGUCUUGUCUA